AUGCCACUCAUCCAGGCGUUGCACACGCCCACGCCCACACCCACACCAACGUCCACAGAACACCAGCAACAACAAGAACAACACCAGGAGAAACAGCAACAACAUCAACAGCAAAUCCUGGCCAACAAGCAGCUUGCCAAGUCCAUGCCCGUAACGCCCAUACAGCCGCAAUCACCGACAGAUCCAAUGGAUGCUCAUUUUAUGCUCAUGCCACGUUCACCUUCAUACGAACUAUACGAGCCCUCGCCAACAGCGCCCCACGCACUCUUUCGACAUGCCCACUCCGAUGAAGAUGACGAAGACGACGACGACGACGAUGUCUUGGAUUUGGAUGCAGUGGACACCUCAUCGCUGGCUAUGAUAACACCGCCGCCGCCAUACGAUACGCCACAGUUGGCAUUGGCCAGCGAUAGUUUGGGUGCUGUUGCCGCACCGCCUUUGCCACCGCCGCGCAGAUUUCGUUUUGGCAAUCGUGAGCUGUUCAGCAUGAGUCCGGGUACGCCCAAGUCGAAUGCCAUAACGCCCACAAAGCUGAGUGCCGCUGCUGCAGCCAUGUUUGCCACACCACAAAUGGUGCAGUUGAAUCGAAAAUGGGCGCAUCUACAGCGGAAACGGCGACGGCGCAACAGCAGCAAUGGUGACUCCAAGGAACUGGACAAGCUCGUCCUGCAGUCUGUCGAUUGGGAUGAGAAUGAGAUAUCUGAAAAUCAAGUGUCGAAUACUUCAAAAGCAAUACAAACAACACGUAAACAUAUUAAGUAAGUAAGUAAAAAUAAUUGUUUAAAUUACAACAGCAACAACUACA
This is a messenger RNA of Drosophila grimshawi, 805 nucleotides long. RefSeq lists its product as uncharacterized. NCBI's taxonomy places the organism in Eukaryota, Metazoa, Arthropoda, Insecta, Diptera, Drosophilidae. Bases 1 to 762 code for a protein of 253 amino acids. The transcript is spliced from 2 exons. The record is from RefSeq and is a predicted model, not a curated record.